UGUUUUGGAAAUCGAUUUGUCUUCUCGUGCUGCUGCAGCUGCUGUUGGUGGUGAAAUCUCGUAUCGGAAAUCUGUGAAAAUGUGGUCCCGAUUAAACCGAGCGGCACUAUUCCGACGACGGAGCGGUUCUCUGCUGACCGGCAGGCAACGGCAGCUGGUCAGCACCUGGUCCCCGCUGACGACGGCCUUCAACUCGAGGCCCGAGAAGCGAAUCAAUUUCACUAAAAAUGAAGUGGGUCUCUUCAGCAUCCCGGAGCUCACAAGCUUUGAGGGCUUUUACGCGCUGAAGGAGAAGGCCAUCUUCAAAACGGAGGACCUUAUCCGGGAGGCCACGUCGGGGGCGGAACGGACGCGCAAGAUGGUCACCAUCUUCGACGAGCUUUCGGACACGCUGUGCAAGGUGGCGGAUUUGGCGGAAUUCAUCCGGUUGGCGCAUCCUCAAGCCAAUUACAGCCACGCGGCGGAAAAUGCGUGCAUCACGAUCAGUGGAAUUGUGGAAAAGUUGAACACGCACAAGCCGCUGUACCGGGCGCUGAAGCAGGUCGUGGACGAGGGGACGGACCUGGUCGAGACGAGUGACGUGGAUCGGCAUGUGGCGGAACUGUUUCUGUUUGAUUUCGAACAGAGUGGGAUUCACUUGAAGGAGAAGGAUCGGAAGAGGGUGGUAUUUUUGAACGAUUGUAUUUUGCAGCUGGGUCAGCGGUUUAUGGCGGGAGCCGUGCACCCGCGGACGAUCAAGAAGAGUGUCCUGCCGGAGGCGAUAAGGCCGUUUUUCUCGACGGAUGGUGAUAACGUGCUGGUGUCUGGAUUGUACGCGGAUUCGGCGAAUAAUAUGGCACGAGAAGCGGCUUACAGGUUGUUCCUGUUUCCGGAUCAACAGCAGGAGCAACUGUUGUCGGAGUUGCUGCAGGCAAGGCAUGAACUUGCCACGACUUGCGGGUUUAAAACGUACGCGCACAGGGCGUUAAAGGCGAGUACAGUGGAAACACCGGAGAUGGUCAACGAGUUUCUGGACACGUUGAACGACCAGUUGAGACCUCGGGCAGAAAAGGAUUUCGCUCUGAUGCAGCGAAUGAAAAAUCAGGAGAAUGGAUUUGAAGCUCCGUUGGCCUCGUGGGACACGCCGUACUUCACGUCGAGUCUCAAGAAGCAGUGCCUGCAGGCCUCGGCGUCGGAAUUUUCGCCGUACUUUAGCUUGGGAGCGUGCAUGGAAGGUUUGAACCACAUCAUGACCAGCUUGUACGGCAUUCAGUUGGAAAACACAGAGAUGGAACCAGGCGAGAGUUGGUCCCACGACAUCUACAAGCUAGCGGUGACGCACGAGUCCGAGGGACUGCUCGGAUACAUCUACUGUGACCUGUUUGAACGCUCCGGCAAACCCAACCAGGAUUGUCACUUUACCAUCCAAGGAGGAAAGGUCAUGCCCGAUGGAAGCUAUCAAAACCCGAUCGUAGUCGUCAUGCUGAAUCUCUCCCAACCUCGCUGGUCCGGACCAACGCUACUAACACCCUCAAUGGUUGACAACCUCUUUCACGAGAUGGGUCACGCAAUGCACUCGAUGCUGGCCCGAACCGAGUACCAACACGUGACCGGAACGCGCUGCAGCACCGACUUCGCCGAAGUGCCUUCCGUGCUGAUGGAAUACUUUGCGAGCGACCCGCGGGUUCUGCGUACCUUCGCCAAACACUUCCAAACCCAGGAACCCAUGCCCGAAGACAUGCUCGAACGUCUCUGCGCCUCGAAACACCUCUUCUCAUCCAGCGAAACUCAACUCCAAGUCUUCUACUCCGCCCUGGACCAAGUCUACCACGGAGAUCCAACCCAUCACCACCAAAAAAACACCACCGAAACCCUACGAACCGUGCAGGAAAAGUUCUACGGACUCCCGUACGUGGAAAACACCGCCUGGCAGUUGCGCUUCUCGCACCUGGUCGGCUACGGUGCCAAGUACUACUCGUACCUGAUUUCACGCGCCGUCGCGUCCUGGAUCUGGCAGACGUACUUUGAGCGCGAUCCACUGAGCAGGACGCAGGGUGAAAAGUAUCGCCGGGGGUGUUUGGCGUACGGCGGCGGAAUACCGAGCCGGCUGCUCGUGUCCAACUUUUUGGGGCGGGAAGUUACGCCCGAGAAUCUGACCAAGAGUCUGAUCAACGAAAUCGACGGCUACAGCGAGCGGUUGCGGGACUUUGAGAAGUACGUGCGAUAAGGAGGGAGAGGGUCACUGGAAUUGUGAUAAAGUGUUUUUUUUUACUAGGAAUAUAGAAUCAUGACCGAAAACUAAUG
Culex pipiens pallens (northern house mosquito) is the source of this 2283-nucleotide messenger RNA. RefSeq names its product mitochondrial intermediate peptidase. Gene Ontology annotation, molecular function: metalloendopeptidase activity. Gene Ontology annotation, cellular component: mitochondrion. Bases 80 to 2206 code for a protein of 708 amino acids. The transcript is spliced from 2 exons. The record is from RefSeq and is a predicted model, not a curated record. Lineage: Eukaryota; Metazoa; Arthropoda; Insecta; Diptera; Culicidae. Gene Ontology annotation, biological process: peptide metabolic process.